AAACCCACUUGUUCUCCUGUUUAAUAUCUCCAAGCUGCUUUUGUGGUUGCCUGUCCUUUAUCUGUAUCGCGUUCACAAUUCAUUCAUAAAAUUGGUGCAUUUCUUAAAAAUAUCACAAAAUGUCUUGCGUCCCCGCCUCCGAAAACCACGUCAAGCGCAUCAUCUUCAGUGUUGGCAACACGGCAGCUAGUUUUUCCUGCCAGUGACUGAACGAGUCUUGCUGAAGCUGUCAGGAUGCAGGUAUGACUGUGGUGAAUGUGUCAUUCGCUGCGGCUGGGUUUUUAGGAAUUUAUCACUUGGGAGUCAUAGAGGGAGUACUGAGACAUGGAGAUAAACUGCUCUGCUCUUUAAAAGCCUGUGCAGGGGCCUCAGCUGGCGCUUUAGCUGCCACUGUGAUGAUCACUGCUCCUGAUAAACUACAGCAUUGUAAAGAUUUCACCUAUAGGUUUGCCAGAGAUGUAAGAAGUCAAAGUUUUGGAGCAGUGACACCAGGAUAUGACUUCAUGCUUGAACUGCGGCGAGGCAUUGAAGAGAUUCUGCCGCCUGAUGCCCACCAGUUAGCCAAUGAACGACUCCACAUUUCAGUAACAAACUCAAAGACCCGCAAGAACUGUACGGUGUCCAGCUUCAGCUCAAAGGAAGACCUUGUUCAGGUGCUCUUGGCCAGCUGUUUUGUGCCCAUCUAUGCUGGAGUGAAGCCAGUGGAGUUCCAAGGGCAGAAAUGGAUUGAUGGAGGAUUUACAGACAGUCUUCCUAUUCUUCCUGUGGGACGUACAAUCACAGUUUCACCCUUUAGCGGCCGGCAGAAUAUUUGCCCAGUUCAUAAGGGGAGAAGCAAUCUUUACAUGAGACUAGCCAACAUGAGUGUUGUGUUCUCAAAGGAUAAUAUCAUAAGGCUGAACCAGGCCCUCUUUCCUCCCUCAUUGCCAAGACUCAAAGAACUGGAGCAAGAGGGAUACCAGGAUGCUGUUCGCUUUCUAGAGCAAGAAAGAUGGAUGCUGUAGUUGAUUUAAGUUGUUCUUAACAUCUUGAACAUCUACGUUGGGCAUAUUGACAUCAUUUACAUUUGCUUUUCUUCAUCCAGUUUCCAAUUUUUUUGUGCCAAAGCAGGGCUAUAUUUUUACUUCUGUGGUUGAGUGCCACAAUAAUACUUUGGUCUGCAACUUGCUGAAUGAUAUGAACAGAUCAGUUCUACUGCAAAUCUUUAAGAUGUCCGUUGGUUAGACUCAGAGCCCUGGGGUACGUUAAAUAUUACCUAAUAAUAUAUUUCCAACAUGUCUUUUGUUGAAAUCUGUUCGUUAUGGCUUUUAAGCCCGUCAACCUCUAGUCCAACAACUUGCCCUCUUUUGCUAACACUUGCUGCACAUAUCAAUGCGGUGUUUCGGCAAGUCAUUGAGGACAACUAUGAAGAAGAAGCCUUUGAAGUAUAACCACAAGAGACACUGUUUGAGCUCUGCGAGAAGGGUUAGCAAAGGGUUGUGGGUAUUUCUGAUGUGGCAAUGCGGAGAAAGCUGAAGCAUAUAAGAUAACUCCUGUUUUGUGAGAAUAUUUAGCAGAUGUAUAUGGAACAGAUUUGGUGCUAUUUCUCCUAUUAAGUAACAAUUGUAUUGAUUGAUCAGUGGUUAGUGCGCAAAAAUAUAUUUUUAUGCAACUUCUGUGAUGUAAUCUGUCACUUCUAAAUUAUUCUUCAUUACAAUCAAGUAUAUAAACAGAACAGAACACUAUUAGCUCUAUAAUAAUAGAUUGUGCAUUAUAUUUAAUGAAGAUCUUGGAUCUCAAUUUGUGUGUUCCAAUGUGUAGUUCUUAUGCAUGUACAGUUUUCUUUUUGUGUUUAGACUGAAUAAGUCCAGAAUACAGAAAAACUGUUCAUAUGCAAAAAGUGUUCGAUUUGGCGUUCAAUCAUAUGCACAAGUCAACAAUUAUAUAUAAUGAUGUAUAUGUAUGGGUAAUGUAUAUUAUUAAAUUAUAAUAAUGAUGAUGGCUUUUAUCCAAAACGAUGAACAAGCCAGAAAACCAUAUUUGAAAUAAAGCAUAGUAAUGCGAUUAGGAUACUGCUCCCUAAGUGUCAGUGUAUAAAUGCAAAAGUGCUAUUCUAUAUCUCCAGCUUUUUGACUCUGAUGGAUGGUUAAAUAUAAUUAGAAUUCGACUAUGCAUAGACUUUAUAUAGCCUACUGGCUCUAUUUAUACAACCCUUGAUAUUGGGAUUAUCCAAUAUUUACCAUUUAUAAUGAUUGUUCUCAAAUCAGUUGCUGCAUGUGUGAAUAAUUCAGCUGGAAGUUUAUUUUUUUUUAGAUUUUUUAUUGUGGUAUUCUGAUUUACAUUUUCUUGAAUAUGUACCAUUGGCAAAAUUUGUAAUGAAUGUAAGCAGAAUAUUUGCACAUAUAUUGGCACAUAUGCACAGAACAGACUAUGUGAAUGCUGUUGGAGAAAUAAAAUAACAGAAUGUUGUUGAAAUAUUA
Messenger RNA from Triplophysa dalaica, 2459 nucleotides. It is a transcript of the gene pnpla4, whose product is annotated as patatin-like phospholipase domain containing 4. The record is from RefSeq and is a predicted model, not a curated record. Gene Ontology annotation, biological process: lipid homeostasis; triglyceride catabolic process. The transcript is spliced from 7 exons. The coding region runs from base 243 to 1004 and encodes 253 amino acids. Gene Ontology annotation, cellular component: membrane; cytoplasm; lipid droplet. Gene Ontology annotation, molecular function: retinyl-palmitate esterase activity; triacylglycerol lipase activity. NCBI's taxonomy places the organism in Eukaryota, Metazoa, Chordata, Actinopteri, Cypriniformes, Nemacheilidae.